Alternaria burnsii is the source of this 1494-nucleotide messenger RNA. RefSeq lists its product as uncharacterized. NCBI's taxonomy places the organism in Eukaryota, Fungi, Ascomycota, Dothideomycetes, Pleosporales, Pleosporaceae. The transcript is spliced from 4 exons. The record is from RefSeq and is a predicted model, not a curated record. Bases 1 to 1494 code for a protein of 497 amino acids.
AUGGCCCAAAAGACACUUCUCUUUCUCGGCGCAGGACCAAACGAUGGAGAUGCGACAUUAUCGCUGUCCAAAACCAAAGGAUACAAGAUCGCCACUGUAGCUCGCACGAUCAAAACAGAUAUCGAGGCCAAUGCAGACAUCUGUCUGACUGCUGAUUUCAGCGACCCAGGCUUGAUGGGGCAGAUCUUCGAGAAAGUCGAGCAGAAACUAGGAGUCCCAAAUGUUGUGGUCUACAACCCCUAUUCCUGGUUCAUGGGUCCUGAUCCUGAGAACCCUGUCUCGGCGCCGCUUCAAGAUUUCCAGAAAGACCUUGCGAUCAACAGUGUCACACCCAUGUUUCUCAUGCUCGGUGUUGGUAAAACGAGUGCGUGGUACAUGAUCCAGACAUUGGCUGCCUCCGCUAGCUUGGCUUCAAAGGGAUGCCGUUUCUACUAUGUCGACGAGCGUACACCAGGGGGAAAGGCUAUGUUCCAUGUCUCAGGGCCUGCACACACUGAAUACUUUUUGGGAUUAGCAGAGAAGGAAGGUCGAAGAGAUGCUCGCCCAACCGCUCUCCAGAUCAUCGAGGAUGAAGGAGUGGAGGGCAAGUUGGCCGGAAAAGUCAUAGUGAUCACUGGCACUUCUUCUGGAAUCGGAAUCGAGACUGCCCGCGUCCUCAAGCUCACGGGAGCAAAGCUGUUGUUGACUGCACGAAACCUCGAAAAAGCUAAGACCGCUCUGGACGGAAUUCUCGAGCCAGGACGCGUUGAUCUCGUUGAGAUGGACAACACCUCUCUAGAAAGUGUGCGCCACGCAGCAAAAGAUAUCCUGGAGAAGUCGAAUAACCAAGUCAACAUCCUUAUCAACAAUGCUGGUAUCAUGGCUAUUCAAAAUCUCGAAAAGACCAAGGACGGAUUUGAAAUGCAGUUUGGGGUCAAUCACCUCGCACAUUUCCUGUUGUUCGAACUUUUGAAGCCAGCUCUCCUUGCUAGUGCCACCCCUGAACUUUCUUCUCGAGUUGUCAAUCUCUCUUCUUCAGCCCAUCACGUUGCCUCGAUCAACAAGUCUGGAAACUACAACUUUGAGAAGACUGAAUACAACGACUGGGUUGCUUAUGGGCAAGCUAAGACUGCAAACAUCUACAUGGCCAACGAGAUCGAGAGGCAAUACGGAUUAAAGGGGCUUCACGCAACCAGUGUUCACCCUGGUAUGAUCGCAACAGGACUUAUGCAGUAUAUGGACCCCAAGAUCGUUGAAGGCUUCCAGGGCAACCAGGAGGUGUACAAGAUGAUGAAGUCGCCGGAGCAGGGCGCCGCAACGACAGUAUGGGCCGCGAUCGGAAAGGAAUGGGAAAACAAAGGCGGAGAGUACCUUGCUGAGUGCGGGAAGACUACCCGCGGUAACGACAAACAUGAGAUCGCAGGUGUGGGCUUUGCAGGCCAUGCUUACGACCCCGAAGCCGAAGCGAGGCUUUGGAAGGACUCAUUGGCAAUGGUGGGACUCAAAGACGAUUAG